GCAACUAAACACCGAGCCCUAGAAACACUCUGGGAUUAACACCCGCAGUGCCUUUAUACAAUUACAAGUGUGUAAAAUCAGUGAACCGAUAGUUAAAGUCAGGAGGUGAUGCCGGGACGAAGCAAAACAGUGCAUUAUAAAGUACGUUAGAAAGUUACAAUUGGAGCAUAAAUGGUAAAGGCCACGCUAUUUAAGGACAUUUAAUCGCCAGGUUACGGGAUAAUUUGAGGAUUGAUGGAGUGACGUCAGUACGUACCUUGAUAGCAGAGUAAUCUCCUUGUGGACGGUCUAAUUUCAGAGGGGAAUGGGCACGUUUCUACUCAGAUGUGGCUAUACGGUGCAAACACGGUGUUAACGUUUCAGCAAAUAGCUCUCGGAAUGAGUAAAGCGAGAACUAACAUAAAAAGUCUUUAAUAACAGCUCUGCGAGGCUCCUGAACUCCGCUGUGCGUUUCCGUGCAUCUAAGAGUGGAUGUUCAGAACAUUGGACGCUUCUUCCCACAACAGCCUCCUCAUUCAUCCUGAAGGUUAAAAAAAAUCGACUGGAUUUAACAGGUCAACGAACAGGGGAGAAAGAAACUCAAAUUACAACGCAUCAAUUUACAAAACUGACAUUAAUUAACCUCCGAAGCUCUAACUUAGACUUCGUAUCACCCUCCUAGAUUUCACUGUCUACUUCUGCCUUCCACUUUAUUUAAGUGUACAUAAUAUAUGAUAUUUAUAUCCCAUACCGAAACUUUAUGGAGUAGAUUUUCUUCCACAAUCAACUCAACCAGUAUUUAAUCGAACUACAUUUAAAAAUGAAUGUAAUUGCACUGUUACUCACCGGAUUGUGUCUAUCUGGGAAACUUCACUGGAUUAGUGGAUUCGAAUACGACUACUCUUACGAUUAUUAUGAUGAAGAAAAGGCGGAGGUAAUUGAUUACAAAGACCCAUGCAAAGCUGCUGCGUUUUGGGGAGACAUUGCCUUAGAUGAAGAAGACUUACAACUGUUUCAGAUUGACCGAACAAUUGAUUUAUCAAGACACAUGUUAGACAGAAUUGGACACACAACAGGUGGGUCCGGAGAGCAUAAAGUUUCCAAAAGGAAAGGAACAAUUUAUCAACUUAUAGAUCGGAUCCUAAGAUUGGGGUUAGUAAUUGCAGGCAGUGAUCAAAAUACCACCAACCGAGAAAAGAACAACUCAGAAACCUUAAAACGGAUCGAGAAGAAUAGAGUUCCCAGAGCUGCAACAUCACGAGCUGAGAGAAUAUGGCCCGGGGGUGUCAUUCCAUAUGUCAUUGGAGGCAAUUUUACUGGCAGCCAGCGGGCAAUGUUCAAACAGGCCAUGCGGCAUUGGGAGAAACAUACAUGCGUCACAUUCAUUGAGAGAGUAGAUGAAGAGAGUUACAUUGUCUUCACGUACAGGCCGUGUGGAUGCUGCUCUUAUGUCGGUAGACGUGGUAACGGUCCUCAGGCUAUAUCCAUAGGCAAAAACUGUGAUAAGUUUGGGAUUGUAGUUCAUGAACUGGGCCAUGUAAUUGGAUUUUGGCAUGAACACACAAGACCAGAUCGAGAUGAUCAUGUGACCAUCAUUAGAGAAAACAUCCAGCCUGCCUGUGGUGAAACUCUUCAAGAGUCAAGUGGUAAUUUCUCAUCCCCAGGAUUUCCUAAUGGAUACCCUUCAUACACGCAUUGUGUUUGGAGAAUCUCAGUUACACCUGGUGAAAAGAUUGUCUUGAAUUUUACCACCAUGGAUCUCUUCAAGAGUCGCCUGUGCUGGUAUGACUACAUAGAAGUACGAGAUGGCUAUUGGAGAAAGGCACCACUUCUUGGCAGGUAUUGCGGUGAUAAACUACCUGAAGUUCUGACUUCCAGCGACAGCAGAAUGUGGAUAGAAUUCCGUAGUAGCAGUAACUGGGUAGGAAAAGGUUUUGCAGCAGUAUAUGAAGCAAUUUGUGGUGGUGAGAUCAGUAAAGAAGCGGGACAGAUCCAAUCUCCAAACUAUCCAGAUGACUACAGACCAAUGAAGGAGUGUGUGUGGAAAAUAACAAUGUCUGAGCACUACAACGUAGGAUUAGUUUUCCAGGCCUUUGAGGUUGAGAGACAUGACAAUUGUGCCUAUGAUUAUUUAGAAGUCCGAAAUGGCAAUAAUGAAAACAGUCCCUUAAUUGGGCGUUUCUGUGGCUAUGAUAAACCAGAAGACAUCAAAUCUACUUCCAAUACCCUCUGGAUGAAAUUUGUUUCUGAUGGAACAGUUAAUAAAGCAGGAUUUGCAGCAAACUUUUUUAAAGAGGAGGACGAAUGUUCCAGACAUGACAAUGGAGGCUGUGAGCAGCAAUGCGUGAACACUUUGGGCAGUUACAAGUGUACCUGUGAUCCAGGCUACGAACUUGCGGCAGACAAGAAAAGUUGUGAAGCUGCCUGUGGAGGACUGUUGUCAAAACUAAAUGGAACAAUCACCACACCGGGCUGGCCUAAAGAAUACCCUCCAAAUAAGAACUGUGUUUGGCAAGUUGUGGCUCCUACCCAAUACAGAAUCUCUAUGCAGUUUGAAUUUUUUGAAUUGGAAGGCAAUGAUAUAUGCAAAUAUGAUUAUGUUGAGAUCCGCAGUGGCCUUUCAUCUGAUUCCAAGCUUCAUGGGAAGUUUUGUGGUACUGAAGUGCCUGAAGUUAUAACAUCUCAACACAAUAAUAUGAGGAUUGAAUUCAAAUCUGACAACACUGUUUCAAAGAAAGGAUUCAAGGCCCAUUUCUUUUCAGAUAAGGAUGAGUGUUCCAAAGAUAACGGUGGCUGUCAGCAUGAGUGCAUCAAUACAGUAGGCAGUUAUGUGUGUCAGUGUCGAAAUGGAUUUCUUCUACACGAAAACAAACAUGACUGCAAAGAAGCUGAAUGCGAACACAAGAUCUACAGUGCAAUUGGUACCAUCACCAGUCCUAACUGGCCAGACAAAUAUCCUAGUCGCAAAGAAUGUACGUGGGAGAUCUCAGCAACUCCAGGCCACAGAGUAAAAAUAGUUUUCAGUGAAUUUGAGAUCGAGCAACACCAGGAAUGUGCUUAUGAUCAUCUAGAAGUGUUUGAUGGAGAAACUGAUAAAUUUGCCAUCCUGGGUCGAUUCUGUGGUAGCAUGAUUCCAGCUCCUGUCAUUUCUACUGGGAACAAAAUGUUUAUCAGAUUUGUUUCAGAUGCAUCUGUACAGAGGAAAGGCUUCCAGGCUGCCCACUCCACUGAAUGUGGUGGGAGGCUGAAGGCUGAAAUAAAAUCUAAGGAUCUGUAUUCCCACGCUCAGUUUGGAGACAAUAACUACCCAGGACAAGUGGACUGCGAAUGGCAGAUUGUAGCAGAGAAAGGUUAUGGAGUGGAAUUAUCAUUCCAAACGUUUGAAGUGGAAGUGGAAGCUGACUGUGGUUAUGACUUUAUUGAACUAUUUGAUGGGUUUGAUAUGACAGCUUCGAGGCUUGGACAAUUCUGUGGAUCAGGGCCGCCUGAAGAAAUCUAUUCAACGGGAAAUGCUAUUUUACUUCAUUUCCAUUCCGAUGACACAAUUAACAAAAAAGGAUUCCAUAUACGAUACACAAGUACAAAGUUCCAGGAUGCUCUUCAGACCAAAAAGUAGCCUGACCCUCAAUACUCUCCUUUUCCCUUUUUAUUUGGCAAAAGCAAGAACGAUCUGAACUAUUUUAUAAUGAGACCAUAGUGAGGAACUGAAGAAAAUAAGUUGUUGAGGUGCCUGUGUGAUGGUGAAGUACCCUGGCAGAAGAUUCAAUGAAAAUGCGAAAUGCAGACUAAUGAUUAGUCUGGAAGUUAAACUGCAUUGACAAGAUACUGUAUUCCUGCAGCACGGUUAUAAAAGUUUGUGAGCUGUGUCGGCUUUGGUCACUAAAGGCUGCAGAACUUCAUUCGGUGAAAAUAGCCCUCCGCAAACUGCUCUUCAUCUCCGCAACCUACAAUAUCCAUAGGAAUGAAUCUACAUGAGACCACAACCAGCUUCUGUGUGUAUCAUUCACAGAUUUUUUUUUUGCCAGACAUGCAAAGAUAAUACAAGAAAGAAUGAUGUAUUCUAGUGUACUGUUCAAUUUUCAACAUGUCGUUUAACAAUAUAAAGGCAAACCAUUCACCACUUAAUUUAUGGGGUUCUACCAGUUUUUUUUUCCCAUCAAAAACAAAGCUAUCUUUACUGGUGACUAUCACCUGUGAUCAUGUCUCUCUGUUACAUGACUUUGUACUGACAAGCACUGUAGCAAACUGUGAAUUCCUUCAGUACCAAAAACAGGUUUAAAACAUUGAAAAUCCUGAUAGCAUUUUCUAUAUUUUGCUAUUUGAGUGUUCCAGGAUACUUUUUUUAAUAUAUGUGUUAGUAGUUUGCACUUAGAAUGAAAUCAUGAGGCCUGGUUUCAGGCUGCAGCUAUUCUCUGGACUGUAUUAUGUAAAUCAUUUGAAGUUGUAAGCAUAUGAAUUGUAUGUGUAUGAAAAUUAAAUUAAUAGAUAACCAGAUAAACAUAGUGUUCCUAUAAUACAGUAAGCAAAAUGGUCACAAAAUUCUAAAAAUGAAAUUGCUAACUACAAUUCCUUAAAGUACCCUUUUAGCUAUUCCAUGUGCUGAACAAUCUGUAAUUAAACUGAAGUGCUACAUUUUUCAGUAGCAAGACAAAACAGAAAGGUUAAAUAUGUAAACUAUAUUCCUAGUAUUCAAGUUCAACUUUGGGAUACUGGAUGUCUUGUUAAAACUGUGGAUGAACCAAAGCUGAAGCUAAGAAUUACACCCCUGGAAGGAUGAAUAAACCACAAAAAAUAUAAUACAAGACAGAUUUCUUAUGGUGCUACUCCAUGUUCAGAAGCUUUUUGAGUUUAUGAGCCAACAAUUUCGAGGGCCUUGUAUGAUUGUCAAAACUAGUUCGGUAUAAUUUGAAGGACAGACAAAUAUCAGCUUGGGCAUAAGAUGAGGUUAUCACGCUACUAAAACACAAGUCCUAUGGAGGCUGACAUAAUUAAUGCCUUAGAAUGAUUAAUUGUAAAUCCUUGCACAUGACAAACACAUCUGUCUGUGAAAAAAGGCUUUGACUAUGUUUCAAAAUAAUUGAACAUUUUUCUUAUCAUUUUUUGCCAUCUUAAAAAGAAGUUCAUAUAGUUGAUCUGUUUAAAAGUAAUGUAAGAAUGAAAUGUUUCAAUGUAGCUGAUGUAUAGAAAUGCUGAGUAGCCUGUUUCUAGAUUGAAUCACCAAUGUCCAUCCAUUCUUUUUAUGUUCCACCAAGAGAUCCAUAAUAUUAGACAUUUAAUUAAGACAUAUAUGCAUUAUUGUGUUAAUUCACGGAGGCAUUAUAAGACAAGGUGCAACUUCUGUGUUAUGGCUGAAUGGUGAAAUUGUUACAGUAUGUGCCAAGUUCCACUUGAAUCUGUUUUGAUGUAGCUUAUUUGUUCUUUUUGGGUUUUUUUUUGCUGUUGUUUAUAAUCAGACAAUUGUGGCUUCUGAAGCUUCUCAUUAAAAAAAAAAACUUUCAGGUCAACAUUCAGGAGUAAAAUCAAAUAUUGCAUUGCAGAAAAUGUUACUUUGCAAUGUUUUUCACACAGUAGAUUGCUACUUAAGUCAGCAGUAAUUAACCUAUUUGUAUCUGUAUUAUAUCCCAAGUCCGUCAAAAUGUCACUAGCACCAAUAAAUAUGUUUUUACAUACA
This is a messenger RNA of Rhincodon typus (whale shark), 5650 nucleotides long. Its product is annotated as bone morphogenetic protein 1. NCBI's taxonomy places the organism in Eukaryota, Metazoa, Chordata, Chondrichthyes, Orectolobiformes, Rhincodontidae. Gene Ontology annotation, biological process: proteolysis. The coding region runs from base 800 to 3595 and encodes 931 amino acids. The record is from RefSeq and is a predicted model, not a curated record. Gene Ontology annotation, molecular function: metalloendopeptidase activity; zinc ion binding; calcium ion binding. The transcript has 20 exons.